Nestor notabilis (Kea) is the source of this 352-nucleotide messenger RNA. Its product is annotated as vesicle-associated membrane protein 1-like. The record is from RefSeq and is a predicted model, not a curated record. Gene Ontology annotation, molecular function: syntaxin binding; SNAP receptor activity. Gene Ontology annotation, biological process: vesicle-mediated transport; SNARE complex assembly; vesicle fusion. The transcript is spliced from 3 exons. NCBI's taxonomy places the organism in Eukaryota, Metazoa, Chordata, Aves, Psittaciformes, Psittacidae. Gene Ontology annotation, cellular component: plasma membrane; SNARE complex. The annotation marks the transcript as partial.
GUCUGACUCAGCUCAGCAACCUGCUUCCGGGGCCCCCGAAGGGGGAGCUCCUGGUGGGCCCCCUGCUGGGGCACCCCCUAAUCAGAGCAGUAACCGUCGGAUGCAGCAGACGCAGGUCCAGAUGAAGGAGGUGGUUGGUAUAAUGUGUGUAAAUGUAGACAAGAUGCUGGAACGAGAUGAGAGACUGUCAGAGCUAGAUGACCGGGCAGAUGCACUUCAGGCUGGUGCCUUGGAAUUUGAAAGUAGUGCAUCAAAACUCAAAAGGAAGUACUGGUGCAAGAACUGCAAGAUGAUGAUCAUGAUGGGAGUGAUUGGUGCCAUUGUGGUGGUGGUGAUUGCAAGUAAGUACUGA